Molecule: messenger RNA, 495 nt
Organism: Drosophila bipectinata
Lineage: Eukaryota; Metazoa; Arthropoda; Insecta; Diptera; Drosophilidae
Molecular function (GO): zinc ion binding; nucleic acid binding
Source: RefSeq, a predicted model, not a curated record
AUGGGAUCAUGGUUACCUUGUGGUUAUCUUGUGCGCUCCUUGUCGCACAAGAUCGAAAUCGAGUGUAGGGAUCUGGAUGAGAUCACUACAAAGGAGGAGGUUUCUGAAGCCAUUGGAAAGCUGGUGGAAUCUCCAGGGGUGCCGGUAAGCGACAUCCUUUUAAGGAAGACUUUUGGCCAGACGCAGACAGCUAUAAUUAGACUGCCUGCCACGUGUGCACGGAAAGCAACGAAGAUAGUCUGGUUGAAAGUAGGCUGGAUGCGGGGCAGACUCAGGAAAGGACCAGAGUUUGGGCACAUUGCGAAACAGUGUCAGAGAGCCAUCGACCGCUUACGAAUGUGCAAGAGAUGUGGCAAGGACGGCCAUAUGGCAAAAGACUGCGCGGAAGAACCUAAGUGCGCGCUCUGCAGCAACGCCGGGAAGGAAGCAGGACACAUAACAGAAGUGCACCCAGCUCAACCUCAACCAUUGCGAGGCGGCUCAGUCUCUGCUUAG